UUUAAAUGGAAACCCAAGGACGUCGCUCCGCAAUUCACAUUCUGGGCCCAAUGGAGUCGCUGCGAUCAGCUGUGCCACACAUCUUGUGAUAAACAAGUAAUGAACGCUAAAAAGACGUAAUUAAACAAUGGAAGGUAUGCUGUAUAAGUGGACCAAUUACAUCAGCGGCUGGCAGCCUCGCUGGUUUGUUCUUGACGGAGGAACUUUGUCCUACUACGAUUCUCAAGAAGAUGCGUGGAAAGGCUGCAAGGGCAGCAUUAAGAUUUCAGUUUGUGAAAUCCAAGUUCAUUCCUCCGACUCCACACGUCUUGACCUGAUCAUACCAGGAGAGCAGUACUUUUACCUGAGAGCCAUCAACGCAGCGGAGAGGCAGAAAUGGCUGGUGGCUCUGGGCACAGCCAAAGCCUGCCUCACUGACAACAGAACCAAGAGGGAAAAAGAGCUUCAGGAGAACACGGAGGCAUUAAAAACAAAGAUGUCAGAGCUUAGAUUGUACUGUGACCUUCUUCUGCAACAAGUCAACAAAAUCAAGGAGAAUGAUGAGCUGGGAGAAACAGUGGAGACUGGUAUAGACACUGGAACCAUGGUGAAGUCGACAUGCACCACAUUCCUUAAAACUCUGGAGGAGUGCAUGCAGAUAGCAAACCGUACUUUUACUACAGAUUUAGGAACGCACAGUCCGCCAGGAACUCCUCCAGUCGCGGCGAUUAAACCCCAGAAGAUUAAACAUGCCAAUCAUUUAAAUCUAAACCUUGGAGAAAAGUGGAAAGAUUUGACCGAAGCCUCAGGAGAAAUUAGUACACAUGGCAACCAGAGCCUCGACUCCAGAGCCGAAGGACCAGAUGAGCCAGACAGAGGAGAUCAUCAUCCUCCCCCAUCAGACUUUGAGUCAUCAGUCAUUCAUAGCAAGCAAGUCCUCCCUGCUGCACACAUUACCCAGAAGGCCGCUGAGAUUGAACACUACAACCAACCAGCAGGAGGAGAUACUGAGAAAACAUGCGAUCAAGAGAAACAUGAUCAAGAACUGUGCAAAGGGGACCAAAGCGAAAAGCAUGACGGCAAAAGAGGAGAAAAGAGCGGCGUCGCGCUCGAGUGCCAGCAGGAAACCAUUUUUGACCAAGAAGAGAACCAAGAUCAAUUCAAGACCCCGAGCGAUUCGUCGGAGUCGGACACAGAGCAGGUGGACACUUUCUUCAACACAAUGAGUCACAGAUUUAGUGAUAUGAGACUGGAUGACGACAAUGGUAUUCCUUCACAAGAGUUUUUGGAUUCAUGCUAUGCAAUAGUGCCUGUAUUAGACAAACUGGGCUCCACCGUUUUUGCACCAGUUAAAAUGGAUUUUGUUGGAAACAUCAAGAAAAUUCAGCAGAAGCUGAUGUCUGACCCUGACAGCUUCCCCACCUUGCAGUCUAUUGUUUUGCACGAAGUGCAGACGAGCGUUGCCCAGGUUCGUAACUCUGCGACCGAGGCUCUGCUGUGGCUCAGACGAGGCCUCAAGUUCCUCAAGGAGUUUCUGUCGGAGAUCAAUGCAGGAGAAAAAGACAUCCAGGCAGCACUGAACAAUGCUUAUGGGAAAACUCUAAGGCAGUACCAUGGCUGGGUGGUGCGAGGUGUUUUUGCUCUGGCUCUACGAGCCGCCCCGACCUAUCAGAGUUUCACCGCCGCCUUGGUGUCGAGAGAGGGGGAUGAGCAGAGGAGCGACUUUACCAGCAGCAUGCACAGGGAUCUGGAAGUGUACCUCCCGGCCAUGGAGAAGCAGCUGACCAUUCUGGAUGAACUUUAUGAAGAAUACAGCCUGGAGUCUGAUGAGGUGGUGUGAAACCUGAAGGACAGAGUAUCAGACGUCCAGGGGCAACGGAGCCUCGCUGAUGUUCACAGCAGCGACGGACUGCUGAAAGGAAGGUUGCAAGACUGUGCUGUUAGCAUGCGUCAUGGCGACCGGGGGUCAUUCGGUGGUUUGUGAAGUUCACCGCAGGACAGUUUGAAGAGAUUAUUUAAGCCAACAAAGGGCUUUUACAAGCAAAAAGUAACAACUGAAGAAAUUGAUACUCCUGGUCUGUUUUAAGACACCAGUGACACUGAAAAAAAGGUUUUCAGUUAUACAGACUCCAGCCAUAUUUGUACAAGGUGCCAUUUGUUCCUGAUUUUUAUUUUUCUAUUUUUGUGUUGUGGCAUUUUACCAUUAGCCGGAUUUUAAGGUGUAUAACUCCACUGUAUUUAUUUUUCAAAAACGUCCCUGGAAGCUGUCUGUUACUACCCUUCAAUGUCAUAAAAGUUUUAUGUGGCUUCAUGAAAUGAAGACAUGCCAAGUAAUAGCACAAAGCACUUAUGGCAAAAUAAACAGUCGUAGUGUCACAGCACCCAUUAUAUGUCUCCAGUAUUUGAUAGUGCUUUACAGAACUGACUCAAUUGCAUCAUGCUAUCUUUUUUUUUUCUCUGUUUCUUACACUGGCUGUGAACAUAUUUUGUGUAAUUUUACUAAUUAAAUUAUUUCCCUAAAACAACAAUUUUAUUAUGCAUUAGUUUUAUUUUACAUCUCAUUUUGAGCCACAGUGUUAAGAGUUUAAAGGGACCAAACAGGAGAAGCAUAAGCCUCUGCUGCCUAUUCAGUGACGUAACACAAGUAUGAAAUGUUAGUGAAUGUUGGUAAACUUCUGUUUAUGCUGAAACAAGCCUACGCAUUCAGUGCAUUUGAAAUAUUUAUGGUGUAAUAAAUCCAAUUUGACAUGUCUCUGAAUUGUGUACAUUCUCUGGAUGAAUAUUGGAUCCGUGGUGCAUGUUUAAUGAGGGCAUGUUUGAUAUAUUAAAGCAACACCGGUGCCAUAUUGGACUGAAGACGAGCCAAAUGCUUGGAUUUUGUCAAAUAAAUUAAGACAGUUACUAAAGUGACCGUGUUUUUUUUUUUUUGGCUUUGUGUCUACUGAAAUUUAUCAGUAAUUAAAUUUUUCUUUUCUCUCUCA
Xiphophorus hellerii (green swordtail) is the source of this 2960-nucleotide messenger RNA. RefSeq names its product pleckstrin homology domain containing, family A (phosphoinositide binding specific) member 8 (gene plekha8). The record is from RefSeq and is a predicted model, not a curated record. Lineage: Eukaryota; Metazoa; Chordata; Actinopteri; Cyprinodontiformes; Poeciliidae. Gene Ontology annotation, biological process: ceramide transport; intermembrane lipid transfer. Bases 128 to 1819 code for a protein of 563 amino acids. The transcript has 13 exons. Gene Ontology annotation, molecular function: ceramide 1-phosphate transfer activity; ceramide 1-phosphate binding. Gene Ontology annotation, cellular component: membrane; cytoplasm; cytosol.